AUGGGGGCUACAGCCUUAAAUGUAAACACAUUAUGUGCACUCCAAAAAGAAUUGGCUAUGUAUUGUACAUCUUUUAAACGAAAACAACCAAACCGCAUUCAUGAAAUGGCUUGCUUCGCGUUCACCGAAUUUCCUACAGAGAGUUCUCCCUAG
Funneliformis mosseae is the source of this 153-nucleotide messenger RNA. Lineage: Eukaryota; Fungi; Glomeromycota; Glomeromycetes; Glomerales; Glomeraceae. The record is from the annotation of a GenBank genome assembly.